This is a messenger RNA of Aspergillus udagawae, 357 nucleotides long. RefSeq lists its product as uncharacterized. The coding region runs from base 1 to 357 and encodes 118 amino acids. The record is from RefSeq and is a predicted model, not a curated record. The transcript has 2 exons. NCBI's taxonomy places the organism in Eukaryota, Fungi, Ascomycota, Eurotiomycetes, Eurotiales, Aspergillaceae.
AUGGCGUGGUACUCCAUCCUUCCCCCAGACUUAAUCUACGUCGAGAGCUGGGCCGCUCGAAUCUUCGUCUUCCUCGGCGUCAUCACCAUCUUCCCCUGGGCGGCGCUGAUCGUCUUCGACGUGCUGUUGUAUAUCUGGCGGAUGGGGGCGUACGAGUUCCCCGUCGUCGGGGGUCGGGCAAGAGGGAUGCAGCGGCCGCGGGCGCCGACCUUGAAUGUGAAUGUCGGCGAGAGGACUGAAGUGCCGAGGCGGGUGUUUAGGCUUGGACCAGCUGUUAAUACCGCGGGCGGCGGGGAGGUGGGUGAGCAGAUGGAGGUGAAGAGGAGGGAGCGAGUGGUAACGGAUACGGAUGGGUGA